Molecule: messenger RNA, 2616 nt
Organism: Dendroctonus ponderosae (mountain pine beetle)
Lineage: Eukaryota; Metazoa; Arthropoda; Insecta; Coleoptera; Curculionidae
Product: dynein regulatory complex protein 1 homolog
Exons: 13
Coding region: 86-2527 (813 amino acids)
Biological process (GO): regulation of cilium movement; cilium-dependent cell motility; axonemal dynein complex assembly
Cellular component (GO): axoneme; axonemal dynein complex
Source: RefSeq, a predicted model, not a curated record
CUUAGAAAUUUGAUUGAUCGAAUUUAUUUUAUUGCGCUACGAUAGAGUAACUUAAACAGUUUUCGUAUUUAAUUGUCACGCUAAAAUGUCUUCAAGAAGAAGUACUGAAAUUAUUGAAGAUCUUGAACCGCAAGUUACUUCUUCUGAUCCGAAUGAGCGCAAGCUGGCCAGGCGGUUAAGAAUUGAGCGCAGAUGGGAAGCGUUGAAGAAAAGCAAGCAAAGUGUUCAACAGGUAGACAAACUGGUGCAAGGCGACGAGGAAUUUAACGAGAUACAAAUUCAGUUAAAGAAAAGCGCGGAAUUAUUGGAAAAGUUUCUAAUAGAAGGUGAAGAAUAUAUUACGAACGUUCGAGUGGCGAAUGAUUCCAGAGAAGUGGACAGAAGGGAAUCAGAAGGAUUAAACAAAGAAAAGAUUUACGAACAAUUAGAUGAAGAAGCGCAGGCCGCUAGUGAGCUUUUCAACAACAUUGCCAACAAAUGGGCGUCAAUUCAACGCCAAAACGAUCCUCUGCAAAUAAACGAAGCUAUAAUGGAGCAAAAGGAGAAAUGUGACUUGUUGAUCAGUCAAAAGGAUGGAAUAAUUGCGAUGUUGAAUGAGGAGCUGCGAAAUGCUGACAAACAAUUCGCUAAAGAUCAAAGAAAACAAAUGGAAGAUGUCAACACUCUAUCACAAAGAAUUGAAAAGCAGAUAUCGUUUAUGAGACGCGCAUAUCGAGAAGAGCUCAAUAUACUGGAAAAUGUAAUACAGCAUGAGAGAGAAGCGCUAAUUGAAGUGACCGAUAAGAAAUGGGAAGAGUUAUUUAGAAAGCGUGAAAAUCAAGAAAUAUCCAAUAGCAAGGCAAAGUUUGAGCAAGUUGAGGAGUUUGAUCAAAGAAUGGAGUCACUGCGAAUGGACUUUCAGGAGCAUUUUAGGGAGACCAAGAUUAAGUUGGAGAACGACAUAGAAGAGCUUCAACGGGAAUUGGAGAAAAUCAAAGCUCUGGCAUUGCUUAACAGUGAGAAGCUGGAUUAUAACUAUCAGAUCCUUAAAAAGAGGGAGGAUGAAAACAUUAUAAUAAAAUCCCAGCAGAAGAGGAGAAUGAACAAAUUGCAAGACGUGAUCAACGGCCUGAGAACGAAAAUUUCUGAGUACGAAUCCCGCAUGUCAAAUAAAAUUAAAAAACUGUCCGAGAGUAUUAAGAAGUUGCAUAAAUCCAUCAUUGAUGUGGAAGCCAAAGCUGACCACUUUGCCCACGUAAACGACGAGAAGUUCCACAUGCUAUGGGAAAUGAAUAAAAACCGCACUUUGGCAGUUUUGAAGAAAAUUCUGGACACCGAUAAAAUUCUCUACGAGCAGCAGAUGGGACUCGAAUGGGACCCACCACAGAACUUUAUCGUCGACAAAAAGUCAUUGCCGAGUUACCGGUUGGCUGUUAAUAAUGUGCCUGCAGAGUUUCUACACGAUGGCAAGUCGGUAGAGUCGAGAUCAGUAGGACAAAUACUGUCCGUCCAAACCAUCUUCCAAGAUAGCGAAUCUUUAGAUUCCAAUCUGCAGGAUAACAGCAACUACAUGAAGGUAUUAAAGCACAUAUUGACUCGAAUCUCGGACAAAUCGGGAUUUUUGGCUGAAAAACGUCUCAAAGAGCUCCUGAAGGGAUAUACGGACGAUCAGAAGAAUAUCGUCCGAUUGGAUAAUGUUUUUGCUGCGAUCGGCAUUCAAGGCAUUGACUAUAUCAAUGUUUUGUUUAAACAUUUCCAACCAUACACGUAUUGUCCAGUUUGCCAGGGAUCAAUGGGAACUUCGGCUUCCCGUAUUGAUAGUAGAACUUCAGCCUCAUCUCAAAUUUCAUCGAUAUUUUCUAGAUUUGGAGAUGCCUCAAAUUUCUACAUACCAGAACUAGACGAUGUUAUUGAUGCCAUUCGCCAGCCUGAUGUGGUGCUUGGUUCCAUUAUUUCCCAAUUGGUUAACACUGAGGAUCUGGCAGAAGAACCAGACUCCGUGUCUGAGGCGUCCGAACAUGAAGCCAUUGAAGAUAUUUGCGGAGUGGCAGGUUUGGAGCAAUACUUUGCAGAUAAAACUAAGGAUAAGGUGAAGGCAGUGUCAUCCAAAAAGAAAAUAUCCAGCAUGCGAUUAACUGAUUUAUCCGCCUGCCAGUUUCGGCACCCUUUGGUGAUUAGUCCUGUUUAUGUGCUAAGGGCUUUAAAGGAGUUUGUUGCGUCUUAUUAUGUGCGCACGUCCGGAGUUCCUACCACUGGAGCCAGAUUAGAGAAGAAACGAUUAACCAUAUCGAGAUAUUUAACAGAACGUGACAUCAAAACCUACUGGGAAAAGUUCAGGCAGAAUUUCGGCGAAGACCGUGUGAGGGUUUGGAACGCUCUUUUGGAAGGCCUGAAGAAAUAUCACGAAAUUCUGAAAGAUCGCCGGACGAUUUGUGAUGACGUAAUGCGACUUCGCAAAGAGAAUGCUGAGCUUAAGCGACUUCUGGCCAACUAUUUGGACCACCACGAAUUUUUGACUCCGACGUGCGCCAACGACAGGAACCCGUAAUAAAACCCACUGGGCCAAUUAAAUUUUUUAUUUACAUUUUUAUUACUUCCAUUUAUACUCAACACGUAAUUAAAAAUAUUUUAUGUGUC